ACGAAACCUCAGCAGGGGAACAAGCAAGCGAGAGUGUGCGAGCUAGCCACUGUGACUGUGCGGCGAGCGCACGAGGAGGACGUACGCGAGGAGCUGGUGAUGAUGGUCGCCGCGGUGCGCGCUCCUCCGGCGCUCGCAAAGCCGCCGAGGCCGCACGCAUCGCCGCCGCCGGGGCACGCGAUGCUGGAGCUGUCCCCCGCGGCGGCGGCGGGCGGGGAGGACCAGGGGUUUUCGGACAUGGAGACGGCGUCGUCGACGGGGGCGCCCAACUCGAGCCUCAGCUUGGCCAGCAGCGCCGGCAGCCUCCCGCGGUCUUCCAGCCUUUCCCGCCUCUCCUUCGGCUGCUCCCCCUCCGCGGCCCUGGCAGCGGCGUCCCCGUGUUCGCCGCCUCAGGUGGCGGCGUUACGGCCGCACCGGUCGGGCGACGUGGCGUGGGCGGCCAUCCGCGCCGCGUCGACGUCCUCCGCGGCGCCGCUCGGGCCGAGGGACUUCAAGCUGGUGCGCCGCAUCGGCGGCGGCGACAUCGGGACGGUGUACCUGUGCCGGCUCCGGGCCGGGUCGUCGUCGGCAACGCCGGAAGGGAGGGAAAGACCGUGCCUUUACGCGAUGAAGGUGGUGGACCGGCGGGCGGUGGCCAAGAAGAAGAAGCUGGAGCGCGCGGCGGCGGAGAAGCGCAUCCUUCGGGUGCUGGACCACCCCUUCCUCCCCACGCUCUUUGCCGACUUCGACGCCGCGCCGCACUUCUCCUGCGUCGUCAUGGAGUUCUGCCCCGGCGGCGACCUCCACUCCCUCCGCCACCGCAUGCCCUCCCGCCGCUUCCCCCUCCGCUCCGCUCGGUUCUACGCGGCGGAGGUUCUUUUGGCGCUGGAGUACCUGCACAUGAUGGGCAUCGUGUACCGGGACCUCAAGCCGGAGAACGUGCUCAUCCGUGCGGACGGCCACAUCAUGCUCACCGACUUCGACCUAUCGCUCGAGUCCACCUCCUCGCCGUCGCUCGAGGAGGCCGCUGCCGCUGAAAAGGCAGGGGAGAACGAGCCGGACACGGCCACCGUGUCGUGCUUCCCGGACCACCUUCUUCGGUUCAAGCGCCGGCGGAGGCGUCGCAACACCAUGGCGCCGGCGGCGCAACCGCGGUUCGUGGCGGAGCCUGUGGACGCGCGUUCGUGCUCGUUCGUGGGGACGCACGAGUACGUGGCCCCCGAGGUCGCGAGCGGGGCCCCCCACGGCGCCGCCGUGGACUGGUGGGCCUACGGCGUGUUCCUCUACGAGCUCCUCCACGGGCGCACCCCGUUCGCGGGCGCCGACAACGAGUCCACGCUCCGCAACAUCGUGCGCCGCCCGCUCGCCUUCCCCCCGGGGUCGGGCUCCUGCGGCCCCGCCGACGCCGCGGCGCGCGACCUCAUCGUCCGCCUCCUCGCCAAGGACCCCGCCGCGCGCCUGGGCUCCCGCCGCGGCGCCGCCGACGUCAAGUCCCACCCAUUCUUCAAGAGCCUCAACUUCGCGCUCCUCCGCUCCUCCCGCCCCCCCGUCGUCCCCGGGUCGUUGCCCCUGCACCGCUCUCAAUCCUGCAAGGCCGCGCCCGCGGCUGUGACCCCCAAGAAGCCGGACGCCCGCUUCGUCCUCUUCUGAUCGUCGCCAAUGCAGGUCCGGCCGGGACGCCAUGCAUCGCCAUGUACAGAGACAGUGUUCAAUCCAAUCAGCCAGUAGUAAAAUGAAUCCACCUGGAUGUCGUCAGUCUAAUUGAACCUGCAAGUUCAACCCAUGGUGCUUAA
Molecule: messenger RNA, 1772 nt
Organism: Phragmites australis (common reed)
Lineage: Eukaryota; Viridiplantae; Streptophyta; Magnoliopsida; Poales; Poaceae
Product: protein kinase PINOID-like
Exons: 2
Coding region: 100-1629 (509 amino acids)
Biological process (GO): protein phosphorylation
Cellular component (GO): cytoplasm; nucleus; plasma membrane
Molecular function (GO): protein serine/threonine kinase activity; ATP binding
Source: RefSeq, a predicted model, not a curated record